Molecule: messenger RNA, 426 nt
Organism: Lontra canadensis (Northern American river otter)
Lineage: Eukaryota; Metazoa; Chordata; Mammalia; Carnivora; Mustelidae
Product: succinate dehydrogenase cytochrome b560 subunit, mitochondrial-like
Exons: 2
Biological process (GO): tricarboxylic acid cycle; mitochondrial electron transport, succinate to ubiquinone
Cellular component (GO): membrane
Molecular function (GO): succinate dehydrogenase activity; electron transfer activity
Source: RefSeq, a predicted model, not a curated record
AUGGCUGUGCUCUUGUUGAGACAUGUUGGUUGUCAUUGCCGCUGUGCCCAUCUAAGUCCUAAGCUCUGUAUCAGAAAUGGACAUCUUCCCAUGGCGAUAUCCCUUUGGCACCCUUUGGCCUUGAGUACAAAGGUCUUUCUCUUUGGCUUGUUGGCCCUCUUGGCUCUUGGCAACUUUCAAUCUUAUUUGAAACUUGUAAAGUCCAUGUGUCUGGGGACAUCACUGAUCUACACAGCCAAUUUUGCACUUGUCUUCCCUCUCAUGUAUCAUACCUAGAAUAGGAUCUAACACUUGAUGUGGAACCUAGAGAAAGGCCUGAAGAUUCUCCAGCUAUACCAAUCUGGAGUGGUUGUCUUGGUUCUUACUGGAUUGUCCUCUGCAGGGCUGACAGCCACGUUAAGAGCUGUCUUCCUAUAUCCAUGUUAA